UAUGUUUGUAUUUCAUGUAAAACUUUUUUGUGUUUGCACAGGAUACAGAAGAAUAUGCUCAUGGACCUCACCAAAGAUAUCAUGAAUGAACUGGGUAUCUCCGUUGUUGGAGAUAUUAUUGCUAUUCUCAAACACGCCAAAGUGGUGUACAAACAGGAACUUGCUAAGGUGGCCACAGAGUCUAUAAGCACCAGUCAUGGAAAUGCGCAAUUUGAUUUAAAAAGAACAGCCAGCUCCCCUGCCUCUAGAAUGAUUGCUAACAGUUUGAGCAGAGAAUCCCCACCUUCUACCCCUAUCCGGAGACCUGAAACAAGCACUUCCAAGAUAUCCGUCACUGUGGCCAACAAACUGGCCACAAAGAAAGCAGUUCUCUCUCGACCAGCCGAUCCAGGUCCUGAAACCUCUGCAAAGCGACGCCGUGUGACUGCAGAAAUGGAAGGUAAAUACAUAAUCAAUAUGCCAAAAGGAACAACUGCAAAAACUAAGAAAAUCCUGGAACAGCAAGCCUCGAAAGGUUUGCCAAGAAUGUCUGUUUUUGAUAGACUUGGCGCAGAAGCAAAAGCAGACACCACGACUGGGAGCAAGCCAACAGGAGUCUUCAGCCGUCUGGGUGAAGUUGUCAGUCAAAAGAAAGAGAGCAGUGAUGAGGAUGAUGCCGGAUCUGUGCUUCAGUAUGCUGGAGUCUUGAAGAGAGCCCCAGCUGCAACCGCAAAGGAGACUACAAAGCUCACGCUUGCAACCACGGAGAAAAUCUUAGCUGCCAAAGCCAAGAAUACAGUUACCACAAUAAGGCGGUUGUCGCUCCCUAAAGCCAGCAGCAGGACAGUCCCAAGCAGUGAGCCCACAGCAGCAGCAUCCACACUCAGAUUGCAGUCAGCGGCUAAAGCUAAGGUCAGUGUCAGACAGAGACUGGGGAAGCCUGGUGCCACCGAGGCAGACACACAGGACAACAAAGUCACCAGCACCAAAAGUCGAGGCAGCCCCGAGUUCACUGUGACCAUUAAGAACACUGCACGGACUGCAGUUAGUACCAAAGUGACCAGCAGCACUGAAGGUCGACUUGCUCAGAUGGACUCCACAGGAACUGUCAGUGUUUUUGAAAGGCUGGGGAAGAAGCUGAAGUAGUGAGAUCUCACCAAGGCACACAUAUAACUCUAUUUUUGUAUCUACAAAAGGUGCCUCUUUAGUCAUGGAUAAACACCGCUUCUAACAAUGACUGAAACACUGUGGUUUGAGUGAUUCCCGAAUACCUCUUUACAUCCAAACAACAUGGGAUUAGGUGAUAACGCAACACAAGAAUCCUAUUGAGACAGUAGUUGAUGGGACAGAAUUUUAAUUGGCACAACAGUGAUGUUGUGAUAUGUUAGGAAAGCUACUUUUUUGUUUGGUGGGUGGGUGGGUGGGAGGGAUUUGAAGCUGGCCCCUUUAAUGAUCUGCUAAAUUUGAUGCAGAAAUUAUAAUCCCAGUUACUGCUUGACGUAAGUUUCCUGUCAUACCUAGUCAUUGCCACUUUGCGAUAGUUUAGUGAAGUAUAUCUGAUCACAAUCACAAAGUCAAUGAGCUCUUGGGGAUUUUAGAUCUAAUUGCUUUGCUUAUGUUGGAGCUUCUUGUCCUCAAUGGGUCUUUGUUGUAUUGGGGUGUCUCAGCACUGAAGAACUGAUGGAUGCAAAUCUACUUUAAAAAUAUUGCUUUCAAAAAAAGUUGAUUUCACAAAAGUAUUUUAUGCAUUUUGAGUGUUUUAUAUCUCCCUUCUAUGUAUGGACAGUUCCUUCCCAGCAGUUUGUUUUCCAUAAUUCCUAGAAAAUAUAAAAUAAUUUUAAUUCUGCUCCUAUUACCAUAAUUUGAGUUGGUGUGGUGGUUUUGAUCUGGUCGCUGGUUUUUGAUCUGGUUUAGCCAGUAAACAACAGUAAACCUGGGUAAACAAAGUAAGCUUUUUUUAAGUUUCUUGCUUUAGGUUCAAUGAAAUGGCCAGUUUCCAACAUGAUUGCCCAUGUACCUUCAGGCAAAUAAAACAAUUUAAAAGUUAUUUGGAAAACGGGAUAGGAUGUUAUAUCUGAAGUGGUCGUGGCAGUAGUAACAGCAAAUAAACUCUUGACAAUUGUACUUCUGCCAUUUCAAGCCUGUCUGAUGGCAGAGGAUUAGUAUUCAGGCCAGUACUGCAUGUAAUGCCAUUUAGGUGCAUGUGUACAUUAUAUGUAGAUGUCACCUUUCCUUGAGUUCUACUGUUUUCUUGAGUUUGGUUAUUAGUUGCUGAAAUGCCAAAAGCCUGGUUUUUAGUGUGUUUUUGGCUUUGGAGGAAAGAAUCGUUAUGGCUUUUGAAUAGAAUGGGUCCAUGUGGAUAAAAUUAUUGGCUUGUCUCUGUACAUUGGAAUCAUUUUCUCAGAAUAAGUUUUUCUUUCCCUCAUUUUGGUACCUCGUUGACGCCCAACUUAGUUUUUACUGCUUAAAAAUAUCUUCUUAAAAUCCAGAUGGUGAACCAUUUGUGCUGUUUAUUUUUUCUGUCUGAGGCUGACUCGACCUCAUAGUUUUGUUGUGUAGAGAUCCAAGUGAUCAUUGUUGCUAGUGUGGCCAUUUGAUUUUUAACUUAAACCAGAAACAACUUUGGAAAAGCAGAGUUUCAGAAUUUAAGAAUAACCCUAUUAAUCCAGAGAUUUCACCCUCAAUCUACACCUUGUACAAUUGUAUCAUCUUCCUCAUCCAAUUCAAGGAAACUGAAUAUUAUAAGACCAUAAGAUAUAGGAGAAGAAUUAGGCCAUUCAGCCCAUCAAGUCUGCUUUACCAUUCAAUCAUCUUGACCCCAUUCUCAUGCCUUCUCCCCCUAACUCUUGAUCCCCUUGCUAGUUAAGAACUUAUCUAUGUAUUUUAAAUACACGCAAUAACUUGGCCUCCACAGCCUUCUGUGGCAAUGAGUUCCUGUGGCUGAAGAAAUUCCUCCUUAUCUCAUGUCUAAAGGGUCAUCCCUCAUUCUGAGGCUGUGCUUUCAGCCCUGAGUCUCUCCUACUAGUGGAAACAUCUUCUCCACAUACACUGUAUCCAAGCCUCUCAGUAUUCUGCAAGUUUCAGUUGGAUCCCCCUCAUCCUUCUACACUCCAAGUAAAGACCCAGAGAUUUAUAGCAUAUCCCUUGCUUCACCAAACAGCUUAUUGCUUACUGAUGCUGUUCCUUAUUUACUGUCACAUUGACCAUAGCUUGUGCUCUUGACAGGUAGUCAUUUCCCCACUUAAAACAUUCUGAUUGCAAGCGCCUUAAUAUAUUUUCAUCCAAAGGAGUACAAGAUUACCAUUAGCCAAUUCCACCUAGUUUUUGUUUAUACAUUUUAUACCCAAGCAUUCACAAAGCAGAAGGUCUGAUAACGUGACAAAGGAGCCCUGUUGGCUCAUCACCUUUUACAGUUUGCUGACUGUUCUUUGGUCUUACAGUCUUUUCCAGGUCUUUUCCAGGAACCAAUCAACAGCACUCAUUCACACAGUGUUUCUCAUAAAGCAAGUCCCAUCGUGCUUCACAGGAGCGUUAUCAGAAAUAGAUUGAUACUGAGUUACAUUAGUUAUUCAGAUAGCUAACCAAAAGCUUUAUUGAACUGUUGGGCUUUAAGGAAGAGGAAGGUAGCGAAGUUUAGGGGAAGAAUUCCUGAACUUAAAGGUCUAGACAGCUGAAGACAAGCUGUCACUGACAGUUAAUGUGCACCUGGAUAUUCCUGUACCCCUGCAUUACUCCUUUUGUUAACUACAUGCAGUUUUAGUGAAGACUGCCAAGGUACAUCUUUGUUAUGAGUACUUGUUUUGUUUUAUAUCAAAUGUGCAAACAAGGCAAACUCUUGGAGCAAUUAAAGAGAAGCUGCUGAA
Rhincodon typus (whale shark) is the source of this 3842-nucleotide messenger RNA. It is a transcript of the gene cunh19orf47, whose product is annotated as chromosome unknown C19orf47 homolog. Gene Ontology annotation, cellular component: nucleus. NCBI's taxonomy places the organism in Eukaryota, Metazoa, Chordata, Chondrichthyes, Orectolobiformes, Rhincodontidae. The transcript has 6 exons. The record is from RefSeq and is a predicted model, not a curated record. The annotation marks the transcript as partial.